Molecule: messenger RNA, 1518 nt
Organism: Parnassius apollo (apollo)
Lineage: Eukaryota; Metazoa; Arthropoda; Insecta; Lepidoptera; Papilionidae
Source: the annotation of a GenBank genome assembly
AUGCUAACAAUAUAUAUUUUGAUUGCGUUAGCAAGUAUAUGUUACUUUUGGUACUACUAUUUGACAAGAACAUUUAAUUAUUGGAAAUCAAGAAAUGUAGUAGGUCCAAAACCCGUUCCACUUUUUGGCAAUUUACAAGACUCUGCUUUUAGGAGAAAGAAUAUUGGAGUGCUUUUCAAAGAGAUCUACGACGCAUAUCCUAAUGAGAAGGUAGUUGGAGUGUUCAGGAUGACAACUCCAUGCUUAUUGCUUCGCGACCUUGAUGUGAUCAAGCAUGUUCUGAUAAAGGAUUUCGACUACUUCUCCGAUCGAGGAGUUUCGUUCGGCGAAAAAGGCUUGGGAAAUAAUUUAUUCCAUGCUGACAGUGUUAUGUGGCGUGUCUUGAGGAAUCGAUUCACACCAAUUUUCACCUCCGGAAAACUUAAGUAUAUGGUUUAUUUACUAAGCCAGCUCGGAGAUAAGUUCAUCGAGCUUGUCAGUGAUAUUUGUCAGAAGCAACAGGAACAUGAAGUGCACUCGUUAGUUCAGAAAUACACAAUAGCGACAAUCUCGGAAUGUGCAUUUGGUUUGAAAGUCGACACAAUUAGUGAUACUAAUAGUUCCAUAUUCAAAAAGAUCGAUAACAUUGUGUUCGCACCGACGUUUAUUGAUGAGAUUGACAUGAUGUACCCCGGAAUUUUGAGAAAAUUAGAAAUCAACCCUUUCCCCAAGGAUGUGCCAGAUUUCUUUGAGCAACUUGUUAAAACCGUUAUAGAACAGAGGAAUGGUAAGCCAACAGAUAGAAAAGAUUUUAUGGACUUGAUUUUGGGAUUGAGGCAAGAACGUAAAAUCCAAGGACCGAAGAGAAGCGAAGACGAAAAUGAAAUUACUUUAGAAUUAACAGAUGAUAUAAUCGCUGCACAGGCGUUUGUAUUUUAUGCAGCUGGGUACGAAACGAGUGCCACUACAAUGGCUUUCAUGUUGUAUGCGUUAGCAAAAAAUCCCGACAUUCAAAUUAAAGUGAUCGCUGAAGUAGAUCAAGUACUCGAAAAAUACGAUGGCAAGCUAUCAUUCGAAGCUCUCAACGAUUUGAAAUAUAUGGAAAAAGUUUUCUAUGAGACUCUUAGAUUUUAUCCCUUAGUUGAGCCAUUACAAAGAAAGGCACAAAGGGAUUACAAGAUCCCUGGGAUGGAUGUGAUGGUGAAAAAGGGUCAAAUGGUACUCAUAUCACCUUUAGGCAUCCAGCACGAUGAAAAAUAUUACCCGAACCCGGAAAAAUUUGACCCCGAAAGAUUUUCUUCUGAAAAUUCAAGUGGACGCCAUACUUGUGCAUAUCUACCGUUCGGAACCGGUCCCCGGAACUGUAUAGGUAUGCGGUUUGCUAAAUUACAAUUAUAUGUUUGCUUAGCAAAAUUAUUUUCGAAGUUUCGAGUUGAACCCUCAAAAAGAACCAUGCCGGCUCUGAGGUUCAUUCCUCGACGAUUCCUCAUGGCUGCCGAAGGCGGAAUUUAUUUGAAUAUCGUACGGAGGGACAUUUGA